This is a messenger RNA of Sycon ciliatum, 1897 nucleotides long. Its product is annotated as centromere protein K-like. Gene Ontology annotation, cellular component: nucleus. The transcript has a single exon. Bases 232 to 1116 code for a protein of 294 amino acids. NCBI's taxonomy places the organism in Eukaryota, Metazoa, Porifera, Calcarea, Leucosolenida, Sycettidae. Gene Ontology annotation, biological process: kinetochore assembly; mitotic sister chromatid segregation. The record is from RefSeq and is a predicted model, not a curated record.
GCUUUUGCCUGUUUGGUCCAGUUUGGCAGAACAUCGUUGUGCUUUUUCUGGCAUUUGUGCAUGCUUGAAAGUUUGUAGUGGCAGUGUGAAGAUCUUGCAGCAGCAGUAGGUAGUUAGCUUCUCUCCUGUGAGUCCAGUAAAAGUAGAUCUCUCCUACUAGUAUCCUCGGGGUAGCGGUAGCACUGUAUUGGCGACUGUGUUGAAAUUCUGCGAAUUUAGCUCCAAAGUUUCAUGGCAAAGUCAAGCCCUGACUUCGAUGCUGAAGCGGAGAGUAGAAAGAUGCUGGUGGCGCAAUGUCGGGAGAUGGAGGUCGAGCUGCAGAAGCUGCGAUCCGCGGCCGUGUCGCACGCACCAAUCAGAUGCGAUUCGCCAGAAGUGAGGGAGAGUCCGGUGAAAACGCUGCUGAAACUGCGUCAGGAGGAGUGUUUGUUGCGCGAGCGUUUGGUGACUGUUCGUUCAACCACUCCUGAAACUAGCAGUACUGAUCCGUUCGUGGUGAACGCGGCACUUGUUUCAGAUCUGCGUAAGACGAUAUCUGGGUUGAAUGUGAGCAUUGAGUGCGUGGAGAAAGAUCUUGAGGUGUUGCGAGCGCGUGUGGCACGAGGACAGCAGCACGACGACUGUAUGGGAGAGCUCAGUCUGAAACUGAUCUCACUGACCGCGCAGGAAGAGGCAAAGCCGGUAUCGCUGCCCGAUCGCACCCAGCUCGCGGCGUCGGCAAAGCAGAUGAAGAGACGCUACAGGAAAGUGGAGGGUUUGCUGUCGGACUUCCUCGACGAGUAUUUCCCGGAGGACGCCGUGGCUGGUAGCCAGGAGGGAGAGCGGGCUUGCAAGCAGAAAAAGUUGUCGGAUGGCUCCGUCGAGGCACACUUUGCACACGAUUCACGCCCGGCUCACACUCACUCUCUGGCGGAAACUAUUGAACAAUUACUACGCGCCGGGUUUGGUGAUCCCAGUCGGUCUUACUUGCAACUGACAGAUAAGCACUGGUCACCUUAUAAGGCAUUGCUGUUGAGAACUGGGGUGGCCGAGCUGCAUCCAACGGAUGAUGCGCAGAUCAAGCUGGUUCCGGUCUAUGACGGUGUAGCGGUGGGCGAGCCAGAUGCGUCGCUGUGACUCUCCCGUGUGUGUGUGUCUGUCUGUCUGUCUGUCUGAUGUGUGCGUGUCUGUCCGUCUGCCUGUGUGUCGCUGUGUGUGUGUGUGUGGUGUGCACAAUCCUCCCCUAUAACGUCAAAGCUACUCUGACACUCAUCUGAUAUCUACUUUAUCCGUGUAGCUCUCUGCACAGAAGCCUUGUUUCAGCGCGCUACCACUUUGCUCUUGUUUUGGGAUUGCACCAGAGUCAAGAGUGGUCGCAGUUUUGUUUCAAACAAACGCCUAUUUUCUCUCCUCGCUCAUUGGACAGGAUGCUUGUUUAUUUUGGCGCCUUUACUGUGUUGAUCACAAUGCUGUGUAUAUUGCUUUACUGUGUUGAUCACAAUGCUGUGUAUAUCGCUUUACUGUGUUGAUCACAAUGCUGUGUAUAUUGCUUUGCCGUAUUCUGUGCAUCUAUACUUUCAUGCAAUCAUCAUUCGUACGUAUACUCGUAGUUCUGUGACAUUGUGCACCUAGUGCUGUUUAUCAACGCCACCAACACUGCUGCUGCUGCUGUCUUUAGUUGAGAAAAUAUGUUUCAAAUUUUUCUAACGUUAGGUGUUGAGCCGGUUCUCAUCCCCAGUGUCCCCGUGUUUUGCUUUGCUCUGGUCUAGUUUGCUCCUUUCCUUUCUACUGUGUGUGUUUGUGUGGGUGGUGUGCUAGAGCUACGUUUCUUUCUUCUACUGUUGCUGCUGCUGUUGCAUGUGCUACUGCUGCCGCCCUGGGUCCGCAAUGCCAAUGUCAGCUGGGCUGUGUACUGGUA